Molecule: messenger RNA, 1182 nt
Organism: Beta vulgaris subsp. vulgaris (sugar beet)
Lineage: Eukaryota; Viridiplantae; Streptophyta; Magnoliopsida; Caryophyllales; Amaranthaceae
Source: the annotation of a RefSeq genome assembly
AUGACUGUACCAACUUCCAGAAAAGACCUCAUGAUAGUCAAUAUGGGCCCUCACCAUCCAUCAAUGCAUGGCGUUCUCCGACUCAUCGUUACUUUAGACGGUGAAGAUGUUAUUGACUGUGAACCAAUAGUGGGUUAUUUACACAGGGGUAUGGAAAAAAUUGCGGAAAACCGAACAAUUAUACAAUAUCUUCCUUAUGUGACACGUUGGGAUUAUUUAGCUACUAUGUUCACAGAAGCAAUCACUGUAAACGGACCGGAACAGUUGGGAAAUAUUCAAGUACCUAAAAGAGCUAGCUAUAUCCGAGUAAUUAUGUUGGAAUUAAGUCGUAUAGCUUCUCAUUUGUUAUGGCUCGGCCCUUUUAUGGCGGAUAUUGGCGCGCAGACCCCUUUCUUCUAUAUUUUCAGAGAAAGAGAAUUGAUAUAUGAUUUAUUCGAAGCUGCUACCGGUAUGAGAAUGAUGCAUAAUUAUUUUCGUAUUGGAGGAGUAGCUGCCGAUCUACCUUAUGGAUGGAUAGAUAAAUGUUUAGAUUUUUGUGAUUAUUUUUUAAUAGGACUUACUGAAUACCAAAAACUUAUUACGCGAAAUCCUAUUUUUUUAGAACGAGUUGAGAACGUAGGCAUUAUUGGUGGAGAAGAAGCACUAAAUUGGGGUUUAUCAGGGCCAAUGCUACGAGCUUCGGGAAUAGAAUGGGAUCUUCGUAAAGUUGAUCAUUAUGAGUGUUACGACGAAUUUGAUUGGGAGGUCCAAUGGCAAAAAGAAGGAGAUUCAUUAGCUCGUUAUUUAAUACGAAUUGGUGAAAUGGCAGAAUCCAUAAAAAUUAUUCAACAAGCUCUAGAAGGAAUUCCAGGGGGUCCCUAUGAGAAUUUAGAAAUCCGACGCUUUAAUAGAAAAAAAUAUCCUGAAUGGAAUGAUUUUGAAUAUCGAUUCAUUAGUAAAAAGCCAUCUCCGGCUUUUGAAUUGUCGAAACAAGAACUUUAUGUAAGAGCUGAAGCCCCAAAGGGAGAAUUAGGAAUAUUUUUGAUAGGAGAUCAGAGCGUUUUUCCUUGGAGAUGGAAAAUCCGCCCCCCGGGUUUUAUCAAUUUGCAAAUUCUUCCUCAAUUAGUUAAAAAAAUGAAAUUGGCUGAUAUUAUGACGAUACUAGGUAGCAUAGAUAUCAUUAUGGGAGAAGUUGAUCGUUGA